Molecule: messenger RNA, 1921 nt
Organism: Arabidopsis lyrata subsp. lyrata
Lineage: Eukaryota; Viridiplantae; Streptophyta; Magnoliopsida; Brassicales; Brassicaceae
Product: auxin transporter-like protein 1
Exons: 9
Coding region: 314-1780 (488 amino acids)
Cellular component (GO): plasma membrane
Source: RefSeq, a predicted model, not a curated record
AGAAGAAAAAGCUUCCUGCUUUUAUGCUCUCUCUUUCUCUUUCUCUUUCAUCUGAACAUUUACUUAUAACAAAGGCGGCCGCAUUAAAAGUUAAAAAACAGAGCAUUUUUCUAAGUAGACUUCGUUAUUACAGUAGCACACUCCUACUCACUUACCAUUCCAGAGGUCUUCUUCAUUCUCUCUCUCUCUCUCUUCCAUUUACUCUCUGUCUUUGUGGUUGUCUUUUGAUACUGUGCUCUGCUUCGGAGAGUGGAGAACGAGACCUAAAGUACUCUCUGUGUUUCUUCUUCUCAGACUAAAAGGAAAAAAGCUAAUGUCGGGUGAGAAACAAGUGGAGGAGGCAAUAGUGGUCUCCGGGGAGGAUGAGGUAGCCGGUAGAAAAGUGGAAGAUUCAGCGGCGGAGGAGGAUAUUGACGGCAACGGCGGCGAUGGAUUUAGUAUGAAGAGCUUCCUCUGGCAUGGCGGGUCCGCUUGGGACGCCUGGUUUAGCUGUGCAUCAAAUCAAGUGGCACAAGUGCUGUUGACGCUGCCGUAUUCGUUCUCGCAGUUGGGAAUGUUAUCAGGAAUAUUGCUUCAAAUAUUCUAUGGAUUAAUGGGAUCUUGGACUGCUUAUCUCAUCAGUGUUCUUUACGUCGAAUAUCGUGCCCGUAUGGAGAAACAAGAGGCCAAAUCCUUCAAAAACCACGUUAUUCAAUGGUUUGAAGUGCUUGAUGGGCUGCUGGGUCCGUACUGGAAAGCAGCGGGGCUCGCAUUCAAUUGCACCUUCUUGUUAUUCGGAUCAGUCAUCCAGCUCAUUGCUUGUGCUAGCAAUAUAUAUUACAUAAACGAUAGGUUAGACAAGAGGACAUGGACUUAUAUAUUUGGUGCUUGUUGUGCCACGACCGUGUUCAUACCAUCUUUCCACAAUUAUCGUAUUUGGUCUUUCCUCGGCCUUGGCAUGACCACCUAUACCGCUUGGUACCUCACCAUCGCCGCAUUUCUCCAUGGUCAGGCGGAGGGUGUGACACAUUCCGGUCCGACUAAGCUUGUAUUGUACUUCACCGGAGCCACCAAUAUCCUCUAUACCUUCGGCGGACACGCCGUGACCGUAGAAAUAAUGCAUGCGAUGUGGAAACCAAGGAAGUUUAAGAGCAUCUACUUGAUGGCGACUCUGUACGUCUUCACAUUAACGCUUCCGUCAGCCUCCGCCGUCUACUGGGCUUUCGGCGACCAACUUCUCAACCACUCAAACGCUUUCUCUCUCCUCCCUAAAACGCGUUUCCGUGACACCGCCGUUAUCCUCAUGCUCAUCCAUCAGUUUAUAACGUUCGGAUUUGCGUGUACACCAUUGUACUUCGUAUGGGAAAAAGCGAUCGGAAUGCACCACACGAAGAGCUUAUGUCUAAGAGCGCUGGUGAGGCUACCGGUGGUGGUUCCGAUAUGGUUUUUGGCCAUCAUUUUUCCGUUUUUCGGGCCAAUAAACUCGGCAGUUGGAGCCUUACUAGUUAGCUUCACCGUCUACAUUAUCCCUGCCUUAGCCCACAUGCUCACCUACCGCACCGCCUCUGCCCGCCGGAACGCGGCGGAGAAACCGCCGUUCUUUAUCCCUAGCUGGGCCGGAGUUUACGUAAUAAACGCUUUCAUAGUGGUUUGGGUCCUAGUUCUCGGGUUCGGGUUUGGCGGAUGGGCCAGCAUGACCAACUUCAUCAGGCAAAUUGAUACUUUUGGUCUCUUCGCCAAAUGCUAUCAAUGCAAACCGCCACCAGCUCCAAUCGCCGCCGGACCUCACCACGGCCGUUAACCUAAGCCGCCGCUAGUGACGUGUGAAAGUGUGAUUGAACCCUUUUUUCCCCUUUUGUAUGAAAGAAAAUAUCUGUAAUUCAGCGAUUUAAUCAUAUGCUAUAGAUAUUUCAAAAUUUCCUUAAAGUCACGUGAUUAGGGA